Erigeron canadensis is the source of this 930-nucleotide messenger RNA. Its product is annotated as ras-related protein RHN1. The coding region runs from base 137 to 739 and encodes 200 amino acids. Lineage: Eukaryota; Viridiplantae; Streptophyta; Magnoliopsida; Asterales; Asteraceae. The record is from RefSeq and is a predicted model, not a curated record. Gene Ontology annotation, molecular function: GTP binding; GTPase activity. The transcript has 8 exons.
CACACACACACACAAACCGUGUUUCAGUAUCCAACGAUUAUAUUCUUCUUUCUUUUUUUUUUUUUAUUUUUUAAAUUUCUCAUCUGUAAAACCCCCAAAUUUCUGAAACCCUAAUUAAUUAAUUCAAUCAAAAUCCAUGGCUACAGCACCCCACAAUAAUCUCAACGCUAAAUUGGUUUUGCUUGGAGAUAUGGGAGCUGGUAAAUCAAGUCUUGUAUUACGUUUUGUCAAAGGUCAAUUUCUUGAAUUUCAGGAAUCGACGAUCGGAGCGGCGUUUUUUUCGCAAACAGUAGCGGUGAACGACGCAACGGUGAAAUUUGAGAUAUGGGAUACAGCUGGACAAGAAAGGUAUCAUAGUUUGGCUCCUAUGUAUUAUAGAGGUGCUGCUGCUGCUAUUAUCGUCUACGAUAUCACUAGCUCGGAUUCGUUUACACGGGCUAAGAAGUGGGUUCAAGAACUUCAAAAGCAAGGUAACCCUAACAUGGUUAUGGCUCUUGCUGGCAAUAAAGCUGACUUGGAAGAGAAGAGGAAAGUAACUGCAGAAGAGGCACGUGUAUAUGCUGAUGAGAAUGGUCUAUUUUUCAUGGAGACAUCUGCCAAGACUGCUGCUAAUGUUAAUGAUGUAUUCCAUGAAAUAGCUAAGAGGCUCCCUAGAGCUCAGCCUACCCAAAAUCCAGCUGGGAUGGUUCUUGUUGACAGACCAGCUGAAGGAGCUCGUGCUGCAUCGUGCUGUUCAUAAGUCUGUUUCAAUUGUAAUAAUGGUACACACGUGGAAGCUAUCUACAAUUUCGUGGAAUCUGGUCAUGCUCUAUUGUCUGUAACCGGGUUUGAUUGCAUUUCUUGUUUUUGUAAAUGAUGUGAAUUGCAAAUGACUUGUACCAGUAAUCCUUAUUCUUAUCAUAAAUAAGAUAAUGUGUUGAUGCUUUGCUC